Molecule: messenger RNA, 5679 nt
Organism: Pollicipes pollicipes
Lineage: Eukaryota; Metazoa; Arthropoda; Thecostraca; Pollicipedomorpha; Pollicipedidae
Gene: Ask1
Product: apoptotic signal-regulating kinase 1
Exons: 30
Coding region: 749-4852 (1367 amino acids)
Biological process (GO): protein phosphorylation; MAPK cascade
Molecular function (GO): protein kinase activity; ATP binding
Source: RefSeq, a predicted model, not a curated record
GACAAUAACAUAGAGUUCAGGUUGACCAGGGCGGCUCCCAUCCCCGCCGCGACUAAAAAUACAACUGAUUUAUAGAAUGUUCAAGUUCACCUGGCAUGCCUUGAAGCUCGUGAGAGGCGCCGUGCCCGGCACCAGCCCAAUUGGUUGGAAGAUCCGGUGCCUGCACAGCUCGGUCGCAUGCUUAUUCACUCGCCGUUAUGACACCUCCUGUGUUAAGUUUUCAAGUGCCGCGAAGCCUUUUUGGGGAAGAAAAACACGCAAGUAUUAUUGCAGUGGCAUUUCUGUACCUCCACAAGCUAAAUAUAAACGGAGUAAAUCCCGAAGGCGUGAACAGUUGGGAAGCCCAAUUAGUGACUGAGUCGGCGUGUAUUGUGUGCAGUGUAUGCAUGCAAAAGCGACAUCAGCGUGCCAUCUUCUGAUGCAGCAAAGUCUUCCACAUCUAAUGUAUGCGCUUGACAGUGCAAUUGUGAACGUUGAUAUUUUUACCUGUUCAAGGACAGCAUGCAUUUUUCCAAAUUCCUAGUGGCUUUGGCCUAAACAAUCACCAGAUGUGAAGGUAUACCGCCAUAUCUGGUUCUUUUAUGGCUAUCUGGCAGCACGACGACCGUCAACAGGUCCCACGGUUUUUCGUCGCGUGGACGUCGGAUGUGGUUUUCUUGAUUAUGUACAUGGAUACUGUGUAAUUCCUGCGUCAUUUCAGAAUUGUCUGUGUGACAUAUUCUUGUUUCCAAGGACGUAGCAUGCGGGGAUGACGGACAGCGUCUGCAGCCGGCUCAGUGAGGGCUCGGUCCACUCGGCCAGCACGGCCGCUGCCCGGCCUAGAAUGGAGGUGGUGUGCGUGAUGGAUCUGCAGUCGCACGAGAGGCUGCAGCACCGCAAGAAGGCCUGGGAGGAGGUCAAGCUGGCCUGCCGCGCCAGCAAUGCCAACUGCACUCAGAUCCAGUUCGAGAAGCUGGACUUCGGUGAGACGAACGUGCUGGACAGUUUCUACAACGCGGACGUGGCGCUGGUGGACCUGACAGUGCAGCUACAGCAAAGCUCGCUCUUCUACCACCUGGGCGUGCGCGAGAGCUUCGGCAUGAAGGGCAACAUCCUGCUGACGCUCGACUACAACGUCGAGAUCACGGCGCCGCUCAAGGCCUCGUGCAAGAACUACGUGUUCAUAUCGUAUCGGAGCAACGACCAGGGUCAGUGCUGCGUGACCGACCUGAACGCACUGGCGCCGGAGGAGACGACCGAGACGCGCGAGCUGCUAUCCAUACGGCUCAGUCGCCACCUGCAGGAGGUCGAGAUCCAGGCCAAGGUGCACAUGAAGGAGAAGUUCCUGGCCGACCUGCGCAAGACACGCGAGACGGUCAGCUCCCAGGACAUGAGCCAGGCGCUGAACAACAUGCGCCGCCGCCUGGACGACCCCAACAUCCUGUCGGCCGACGUCGUGCUCAACAUGCUGUGGUCCUUCCGUGAGAUCCAGGACUACGACGCCAUGGUGAAGCUGGUGGAUGACCUGAUGACGCUGCCCAACCACAAGAAGUACACCUCGCCCGUGGCCAUUCAGCACCUGUUCGCCUUCGCCCUCACCAGACGGAAGCUGGAGAACGACCGCGACCGGGCGCUGAAAGUCAUCCGCGAGGCGCUGGAGCGCACCGAGAACCACGUGCCCGACAUGCUCUGCCUGUGCGGCCGCAUCUAUAAGGAUAUCUUCGUGGAGUCGGGCCACUCGGACGCCGAAAGCCUGGAUAACGCCAUCCACUGGUACCGCAAGGGCUUCGAGGUGCAGCCCAACGAGUACGCCGGCGUCAACCUGGCCACCCUGCUGGUGGUGGCCGGCAACGAAUUCUCCAAAAGUCGCGAGCUGCAGCAGAUCGGUAUGACACUGAACAACCUGAUCGGGAAGAAGGGAAGUCUCUCCUCCCUGCAGGACUACUGGGACAUCGCCACGUUCUUCGAGAUCAGUGUGCUGGCCGAGAACUACUCCAAGGCCAUACAGGCAGCCGAGAGCAUGUUCAAACUCAAGUCCCCUAAUUGGUAUUUGAAAUCAACGAUCGGGAAUAUUACUCUUAUUCAGAAGUUUCGGAAGCAUUCCGAAGACAACGAGAAGGUGCCUGAGAUGCAGAUCUUUGACUUUUGGAUGGACUAUUUCUCGGAGGGCAUUGUCGACGAGGCCUCCGUGAACACCAUUCGGUUUCCGGUGCUGGUGCUGGAGCCGACCAAGGAGUACAUGCCCAGCUACGUGGUGGUCAACCUGGACGCGGAGACGUCGGCCAUGCAUAUUUCCAACCUCUGCUUGGAUAGCCUCAAGGACAGGUGCCGUCGCGUGCACGAGUUCGUGCUGGAGGCGACCCAUAUCAAAAGCAUCAGCCAGUACAAGCGGGACGAUCGGUGCGUGUUCCUGUACGUGCACCAGAACUCGGACGACUUCCAGAUGUUCUUCCCGUCGGCGGCGCUGCGGCAGCGCUUCUACAACCUGGUGCUGCAGAUGACGGCCGACAUGGAGGGCAUGGUGACCGACCUCGGCAACGACGUGACGCUGGGCACGGCGCCGCAGUACGAGUACGAGGCGGACGAGCAGGACCGGCGCAUCGUGCUGGGCAAGGGCACCUACGGCGUGGUGUACGCGGCGCGCGACCUCACCACCCAGGUCCGCAUCGCCGUCAAGGAGAUCCCCGAGAAGAACAUCGGUGACGUGCAGCCGCUGCACGAGGAAAUCAACCUGCACAAGCAGCUGCGCCACAGGAACAUCGUGCAGUACCUGGGAUCAGUGUCUGAAGACGGCUUCUUCAAAAUAUUCAUGGAAGAGGUGCCCGGCGGCAGCCUGUCGGCCCUGCUGAAGCUCAAGUGGGGCCCGCUGAAGAACGAGGCCACCAUCGCCUACUACACCAAGCAGAUCCUGGAGGGCGUCAAGUAUUUACACGACCAGAAGAUCGUCCACCGCGACAUCAAAGGCGACAACGUGCUGGUGAACACGUAUAGCGGCAUGGUGAAGAUCUCCGACUUCGGCACCAGCAAGCGGCUAGCUGGCCUGUGCCCCACGGCUGAGACGUUCACCGGCACGCUGCAGUACAUGGCGCCGGAGGUCAUCGACAAGGGGCAGCGCGGAUACGGCGCGCCGGCGGACAUCUGGUCGGUGGGCUGCACGGUGGUGGAGAUGGCCACCGGGAAGCCGCCCUUCAUCGAGCUCGGCUCGCCGGAGGCGGCCAUGUUCAAGGUGGGCUUCUACAAGAUGCACCCGCAGCUGCCCGAGUCGCUCUCCGAGAAGGCCAAGAAGUUCCUGCUGAGCUGUUUCGAGGCCAACCCGGACAAGCGGGCCACAGCCUGCGUGCUGCUGGACGACCCGUUCAUCAACGAGCACGGCCGCAAGAAGACGCUGCGCCUCUCCAUGACGGCGGCGGCCAACAUGGGCGAGCUGAACCGCAGCGUCUCGGUGCCGGCCGACCGCGUCAACAAGCAGGAGCGCUCGCUGCUGCCGCGGCUGGGCUCGUCGCCCGACGACAGGAUGAUCAGCGCUUCGUACGGGGCCAGGCCGUCGGGCACGGCUGCCAUGCUUGUGGGCUCUCCCGCCUCGUGCUCGACGCUCUCCUUCUCCAGCAGCGCCGAGUUCGACGACACGGUGAUGAUGCGGCGCAACUCGUCGAUCGGCUUCAUGAGCCCGGACGUCGACUCGCCGCGCGAGCUGGAGGACGGCUUCUACCUGCUGAAGAAGGACUCGCACCGGCGCAUGACGCUGCACAAGGUGCUGUCCCAGGACCAGCAGAAGAUCCUGGACGUCUGGCUGCCGGCGCUCCGUAACGAGCCGGGCAUAGGACCCAUCCUGCUGAACAUGGAACAGCUGACCCUGCUGCUGCAGGGACUGCGCGACUUUAUCCCCGAACAGAACCGCGCUGCCCUGGAGGCGGCCAUCAAUACGCUGCGCGAGGAGCUGGAGUUCGACGGCCGCGCCAUGGACCAGAUCCACCGCGCGCUCUACCUCUUCCAGGAGGCGGUGAACACGGCCCUCCGGUCGCACAACAUCAAGCCCCAUUGGAUGUUCGCGCUGGACAGUCUGGUGCGCAGCGCCAUCCAGAUGGCCAUCCUGAUCCUGUCGCCAGAGCUGGGCGCCAACCUGCUGGGCGGCGACCAGGAGUCGGUGGUGGGGCCGCCGGACGCGGCGGCGGCCGCCGCCGGCCCCGGUGGUCUGGCCGCGCCGGACGCGGCCGGCUCGCCGGCAGAGGGCGCGGCCGCCGCGGCCGCCGGCGGCGCCGGCGCGGGCGGGGAAGGCAGCACUAGCGGUGUGUCGACCAUCAACUCGGUCCGCCACGACGAGUACACGCCGCAGACGCUGGCCGACCUGCACCGGCUGCGCAGCGAGAACAAACGCCUGCUGAGCGAGCUGCUGGAGUCGCAGCGCGAGUACAGAGAGCUGCUGCGCUGGACGCUGUCGGAGAGGUCGCUCCAGAUCCAGGUGCUCAGCAGCCUGUCGGCUAGCCAGCCGGCCGCCCGUCAGCGCCAGGACACCGAGUACAGCUCGCAGGUGUCUGUGGCCGACUCGGGCAUCGCGGCCGGCUCGCCGCUGCUGCCGCCCAGCGGCGGCGGCCAGCUGGCGGCGGCGCCUCAGAUUCAGGUGCAGCCGUCGGCCGACCCGGACGGCUGUCUGGUGGACUGGCUGGUGGAGCACGGCGCCGACCACCUCACCGUCUCGCGGUUCGUGAACGAGGGCUUCCGCCUGGAGGAUGUACUGGCCAUGAUGACGCGAGAAGACCUUCGCGGUCUUCACCUGAGGGGCGGCGUGGAGCUGCGACUGUGGCGCGCGCUCUGCGACCACCGCCGCCGGCCGCCGCUCUCGCGGCAAAACUCGACGGAGCGGAUCGAGGACUGAGCGGUCGCCGCUGGCGAGCGUGGCGUCCGACUGACGGACCGGCGGCCGCGCGCCUCGACUGAGGAGCGGCCGGGGCAGCGGCGGAGCGGCCCGUCGGCCGUGCGCGCCGCCGGGUUUUAGGAGCAUUAACCGUGCCGCGCCGCGCGCGCGGCCGUAUAACCUGUAACCCGUCCCCUCGCCGCCGGGCAGCCUCCGGACGCCAGCGGGCGACGUUUCUGUGGCGCGGCCGUUGGCCGUGCGUCAAGUGCCUUAGGAGGAGCGUUGUGGUGUGUUUGCCUCGGUCGUGCGGGUGUGUGGUGCUGAGCGGUAGGGAGCCCCGCGGAGGCAGCUCCGCGGGCGGUCAGCGGGCGCGCGGCCGCGAGCCGUGCGCCCGCCGAGCGGUCGGCGCGGACGGCCGGCCCGGCCGUGUCCGCCAGCGAUAGCUAGGUUAACCCCUCAGUUAAGGUGCGCCGUCGUCUGCCUGCGCGCCGAGCAGGUUGUGAUAUUAGUUAAGCCCCGUGUGCGCUCGUCUUGCCUUCCGAUGCGCACGUGCGGUGGCGCCCCUCCGCUCGCGUGCCGCACGGAGCCACGUGCGCCAGGCGCCGAGUACAAAGUACCUCCAGACAAUAAUGUGCGCGUCGUGCGGGUCGGUUGCUGUAGAUAUUGCACCAGUACAAAUGUGAUUACGCCCGUCCUCGGUGGCCGCCCGCGUGCCAACCGGGAGCGGCGCGUUACUGAACUAUGGACUAACCCCGUGCCAUAUGCGGAGCUGGUUCACGGCGGCAUCUGGUAUUUUACAUAUUAACUGUGUUACGUCCAUAACAAAGGUAAUACAUGGGAUAUUGAUA